AUGGGCCGGUUCUGGAGGCCAUGCGGGUGUGAUGCCAUCCCCGAGGCUCCAGGGAUCUUGCUCUCCUUCGUUCUCGUUUUUUGUUUUUUUUCUUUAAACACGCGGCACGGCCCACCUCAGGCGUAUGAAACAAGUAGAUGA
Chondrus crispus (carragheen) is the source of this 141-nucleotide messenger RNA. RefSeq lists its product as hypothetical. Lineage: Eukaryota; Rhodophyta; Florideophyceae; Gigartinales; Gigartinaceae. The transcript has a single exon. Bases 1 to 141 code for a protein of 46 amino acids. The record is from RefSeq and is a predicted model, not a curated record.